This is a messenger RNA of Bolinopsis microptera, 2057 nucleotides long. Its product is annotated as serine/threonine-protein kinase pim-1-like. The record is from RefSeq and is a predicted model, not a curated record. Gene Ontology annotation, molecular function: protein serine/threonine kinase activity; ATP binding. Lineage: Eukaryota; Metazoa; Ctenophora; Tentaculata; Lobata; Bolinopsidae. Bases 1093 to 1971 code for a protein of 292 amino acids. Gene Ontology annotation, biological process: protein autophosphorylation; negative regulation of apoptotic process. Gene Ontology annotation, cellular component: cytoplasm. The transcript has a single exon.
UUUCUGUGUGUUUGCUGUUUGUGUGCUCUUUCUCGCUAGGAAAAAUUGUAUCUGGGAUGUGUUUGGUCAAACUUGAUACAUUUUAGAAGACAGCUUCAUUUGUGAACAUGAUAUAAUGUAAAAUGAUAACAUCAGGCGAUAUCUGAGUUUAAGUUGAUCGAACCUUAAAUCUGUACGUUUUAUUUCUUUAAACUGCUGGAAAUAUGAAUGAAAUAAAAUGAUACAUUGUAGUGGAUCGUUUAAAUUAUGUGAGUUAAAACUUGUAUCUCUGGUUUGUGAUAAUAAAUACAGCAAGCAAUAGCUGUUGGUCCUCAGACAUCAAUUAACUUAGAAAUAUAAAUUAAUUGUACAUAGACCACCAAACUUUCAACCGUCUAGUCCUCAGUCUACACGUUCGACUGAUUGAGCGUUUCUCAAACCCCUCAGGGGCCUAAUGACCGUAAUUAAAUUAAUAGAUCCAGCACGCUACCCGUUCGUUUCCAACCUAAUACCGCUCAAGCUGGUAUAUUAGAUGUGUGUCACGUGCACAGGCCAUCUUCCAGAUGAGUUCCUCCUUUCUUUGACAUUAGUCAGCUUCUUUCUUCACGGCCCACGUUUCCAGUUCCAUUUCCCACCGGAAAUACGUCUAACAAGCUGAUUGUCGGAUCAUCUCACCAACUGCAAACCUUCAGCUGGUCACAAUACCCAAUCAGAAGCGUUUAUUCGAGACUUCAACCAAUCAGAGGAGUGUAUGGGAGACUUCACCCUAUCAAAGUAUAGUGUAUUCGAGACAGGGUCCAAUCAGAAGUCACCAGAUCAUGUGACCAUCACGUGUUUGUUUGGGCUCGCAAGCAAUAAGUGGUGAUCCCUGGUAACUCGGUGGCGGGAUAUCUCGUUAUAUACUCGUGUAAUCGGAGCUGAGUUAGUUUAGACAGUAGUGCGGUUUUGUAGUGACACUAAUUGUACAUUGGAUAACAGAUCGACUUACGUAUAAACUUGUUGUGCACCUCAAUCAGUCGGACUAUAUAUUGAGAUAUUAUCGAAGUUCCUUCUCAUUAUCAGUUCAACUCUUUCGAACUUCUUCUGUUCAAGUUUACUUCCGAUUUGUCCACCAUGAAGCUGAAAAUCUUUACUUCCUGCGCUCCUUCAAGGAACAACCAGCUAGAUUCCUUCAAACGUCGCUACUCUAUCCAGUCCAAACUCGGCGAGGGAGCUUUUGGCGACGUAUUCUGUGUCCAGUCUCGGAAAUCCAAGAUGAAGUACGCUGCUAAGGUUGUGAAGAACAAGAAACAACAGGACAUCAUUCUACAAAACGAUGAGUACGUUCCUAUGGAGGUUUGGGCUCUGAAGCGACUCUCUAGUCAUCCCAACAUAUCCACCUUCACCGAGCAUCAUGAAAUUAAGGACAAGCUAGUGAUCAUAACAGAACAUCUCGAAGGCUACAGUGACCUAUUCGACCACAUCGAAGAGCACGGAAGACUGACAGAGUUGAGAGCUAGGAACGUUAUUAAACAGGUGGUCGAUGUUAUCGGGUUCUGUUUCAAGAUGGGGGUUGAUCACCGAGACAUAAAGGAGGAGAACAUCAUGUACAACCCAGCCGGAGAUCAGAUCAAACUUAUAGACUUUGGUUCUGCCUCAGUUCUCUCAAAACAUCCCUACCGUCUUGUCCGAGGAACUGACAUCUACAUUCCUCCAGAACAUUAUCUUUACAACAAGUACUAUCCUCGACCUGGUGCUGUGUGGGCUAUAGGGUGUCUAGCGUUCUGUUGUCUCUCUUCCUUCACUCCCUUCACAUCUAUCAACCAGAUUGUUAGCACUGGACCAGAUUGGAGCUUGAUGGCGCACUGUCUGGACGAAUCGUUUGAUUUUGUGAAGUGUUGUUUGAAGACUGACGAGAAAAAGAGAAUGCCAUUUCACAUGAUGAGACAUCACGUUUGGAUAUCCGACAGAAUUGAGGAAUUGUCCAACUUGGAGCUAGAAUGCUCUAUUUAGCAAAGUUUUAUCAUUUUUAUUUUGCUCUGUUUUAAGGGCCCCAAUUUAUAGUGAGUUUCAUCGAUUUUAUGUAUUAUUUUGAUAAA